UCAUAAAACAUUAUUCUAAAAAUCCUUAAUUUAUCUCUUAAAACUUCUCCCCAAAGUGACCUAAUCACCAUAUUCUCUUAGCAAACAUGGACACCUAAGAAAGAACACAAUCUUCACAUCCUACCCUCUUCGCCUUUAAAAAGCACCCAAAAUCCUCCAUUGUUUCUCCCCCUUUCCCUCUUCUUCCUCUUUUGUCUUCCUUCUCUUGCGACAGAGUUUUUGGUUGCUGCUGCUGCUCCUGCGUUUUCUUCAUAAAUUUCUACUUUCUUUUCAAUGGGUUUCUUUGUAGAAGAUUCAGGUGUAAUAGGAACCCAUCUUCUGUACAAGGCAGCUCUUAUUCUAGCAAUCUUGAGAUGGGCUUUGUCUUGGGCUCUCAAAUUCAGAAACAUAAUCCAUUUACCUUCCUCUUCCGCCGAUUCUCUACACCAAUCCCCUCCUCUCCCCUCUUCCCGGCGGAUAAUCGAAGGUCUGAUCUUGACAACGUUCGGUGAUAUCACAGAGAGGUUUUCAGGAGCUUGUGAAACUUGUGCUGUUUGCUUGAGCCAGCUGAAAGAGCAUGAUGAGGUUAGGGAACUCAGAAACUGCUGCCACGUGUUCCAUAAAGAAUGCAUUGAUAGAUGGGUUGAUCAUGAUCACGACCAUGAUCAUGAUGAUAAUCAUAAAACUUGUCCGCUAUGUCGAGCCCCUUUGUUGACCCUUUCACAAAGCUCUGCUUGGAUCAAGUCUGAGCCCAGUUGGGCUGUUGAGAGAAUUCUGUACUUAUUUGGAGACGAUUUGCUUAUGUAAUAAUAGCUGGGCAAGAUUUAAAAAAUAUGCAUUUAUAUAAAUAUUAAAAUUUUAAUUAUUUUAAUCAUUGUAUAUUUAUUUUCAUGCAUAAUCAAAAGUUAAAAAGUCAAUACCCAUGUAAUAAAAAUUCAAAAUUAUUAAUCCAUUUGCUGUGUUUUCGGCCUUCUGUAUGGCCUUUU
This is a messenger RNA of Manihot esculenta (cassava), 965 nucleotides long. RefSeq names its product brassinosteroid-responsive RING protein 1-like. Gene Ontology annotation, molecular function: ubiquitin protein ligase activity. The transcript has a single exon. Lineage: Eukaryota; Viridiplantae; Streptophyta; Magnoliopsida; Malpighiales; Euphorbiaceae. Bases 274 to 786 code for a protein of 170 amino acids. The record is from RefSeq and is a predicted model, not a curated record. Gene Ontology annotation, biological process: protein ubiquitination.